Messenger RNA from Nicotiana attenuata, 795 nucleotides. RefSeq lists its product as uncharacterized. The transcript has a single exon. Bases 1 to 795 code for a protein of 264 amino acids. Lineage: Eukaryota; Viridiplantae; Streptophyta; Magnoliopsida; Solanales; Solanaceae. The record is from RefSeq and is a predicted model, not a curated record.
AUGUCGAAUUUGUCAAAGCUUGAGUUUGUGGCACUUGACAUUUCUGAAAAGAAUUACCUAUCAUGGGUUCUCGAUGCUGAGAUUCACUUAGCCGCUAAAGGCCUUGGUAACACCAUUACUCAGGGUAAUGAGGCAUCAAGCCAGGACAAAGCGAAGGCCAUGAUUUUCCUUCGUCAUCAUUUGGAUGAAGGUUUGAAGGUUGAAUAUUUAACAGUGAAAGAUCCACUUGAAUUGUGGACUGGCCUGAAGGAAAGGUAUGAUCACCUUAAGGCUACGGUAUUGCCAAGGGCUCGAUAUGAGUGGAUGCACUUACGGUUGCAAGAUUUUAAGACCGUAAGUGAGUAUAACUCUGCUGUAUUUCGAAUAACUUCCCAAUUGAAAUUAUGUGGGGAAGUUAUGAAUGAUGAGGAUUUGCUGGAAAAGACUCUUACGACUUUUCAUGCCUCAAAUAUUGUAUUACAGCAGCAAUACCGUGAAAGGGGUUUCAAAAAGUAUUCUGAAUUGAUCUCAUGCCUUCUGGUGGCUGAGCAACAUAAUAUCCUUUUGCUGAAAAAUCAUGAAGCCCGUCCCACAGGGUCAGCUGCGCUUCCUGAAGCGAAUAUGGCAGCUAGACGUGAUAAGUCUGGAAAAAGGCAGAAUAAUAAUCAUGGCCAUAUGAAUGUACGUGGGCAUGGCAAUGGUAAGAGACGAUAUAAUAGUCGUCAUCAUGGUGGUCAUGGCAAACGAGAGAACAAUAUGGGUUCUCAAAACAAUCCUUCAAGAGGCAAAAGCGGUACUGCCACCGCUGUGGCAUGA